AUGUCAGUAACAAAAUCUGAUCCCGUUCAUAUUGAUAAAAAUGUCUUAUAUGAAAUUGGACCAAAUUUUUGGAAUAUACGAGUAAAUUUUAAAAUGUUAGCUGGCCUAAUUGAUAUUGGUUCUCAUAUGUCAUUAAUUCGAUUAAAUAAUGGAAAAUUUCUUAUUAUUAAUCCAGUUAUAUUAAAUGAUCAAAUACGAAAUGAAAUCAAUCGUUUAACAGAUAAUGGAAAAAAUAUUCAAGCUGUUAUUGGUGUACAUCCAUUUCAUACAUUAGCAUUUCAAACAUUUUAUGAAACAUAUCCAAAUGUAGAAUAUUAUGGUACACCAAGACAUUUAAGACGAUUUACACAAAUACCAUGGAAUGGUUCACUUGACGAUUGUAAUGUAAGAAAAAAAUGGGAACCAGAAGUAGAAAUGCGAAUACCAGCUGGUGCUGAAUUUAUUAAUCCUUUACCUGAAUCAAGUAAUCAUUUUGUAAGUGUUUUUGUAUUUCAUCGUUUAUCACAUACUAUACAUGUUGAUGAUACGAUUAUUUAUGGUGAUCAUCCAAGUUUUCUACUUAAAUUAAUUGGUUUUAAACAUGGUACAAUGGCAUUUCAUCCAUCAAUUAAAGGGCCAGGAUUAUAUCCAACAGUUGAUGCUCCAUUUGAAUUUCGUGAUUGGAUGAAAAAUAUAUUAAAAGAUUGGCCUUUUGAUAAUAUUUGUUGUGCACAUAGUGGUGUUAAAAUAGGUGGAGCACAUCAAUUAGUUGCUGAAUUAGUUAAUCAAGCUGAACCCUUAUUUAAUAAAUUAAGUGAAAAAAAUCGAAAGAAAAAUCCAAAUAAUGAAAUACCACCUGGAAAUCAUCCAAAUAUGAAUGUUAGUGGAGAUGAAUGUGGUUAA
Messenger RNA from Rotaria sordida, 882 nucleotides. NCBI's taxonomy places the organism in Eukaryota, Metazoa, Rotifera, Eurotatoria, Philodinida, Philodinidae. The record is from the annotation of a GenBank genome assembly.